Molecule: messenger RNA, 1692 nt
Organism: Eruca vesicaria subsp. sativa (arugula)
Lineage: Eukaryota; Viridiplantae; Streptophyta; Magnoliopsida; Brassicales; Brassicaceae
Source: the annotation of a GenBank genome assembly
UAAAGAACCAACGAAAUAUAAAUAUUAACAUGUUAGCAACUAACUAUAAACUAUCACCAGCUAAGAUGCACCACCUCCACAUUCAUCAUCCCCAAGAAUCACUCUCUUCUGAUACCCUAAUCUUCUUCUCUUCCACCUAAAAUCACAUCAUCAAUGACGGAUGCUCCAAGAUCCGACCUGUUUCCUUCUUCUCGGCUCGAUUCCGACGCCGGAGCUCUCUUUGUCCUCCAAUCAAAAGGCGAGUGGUGGCACGCCGGUUUUCAUCUGACGACGGCGAUCGUGGGACCCACGAUAUUGACGUUACCGUACGCUUUCAGGGGGUUGGGAUGGUGGUUAGGGUUUGUGUGCUUGACGACGAUGGGACUCGUCACUUUCUACGCUUACUACCUCAUGUCUAAGGUUCUCGAUCACUGUGAAAAAUCCGGCCGCCGUCACAUCCGAUUCCGGGAACUCGCCGCCGACGUUCUCGGGUCAGGAUGGAUGUUUUAUGUAGUGAUCUUCAUUCAAACAGCUAUCAACACUGGAAUCGGUAUUGGUGCCAUUCUACUCGCAGGCCAAUGUCUUGAUAUAAUGUACUCGAGUCUUUUCCCACAAGGAACCUUGAAGCUCUACGAGUUCAUUGCUAUGGUCACAGCUGUAAUGAUUGUUCUGUCACAGCUCCCAAGUUUUCAUUCUCUUAGACACAUUAACUGUGCGUCUCUUCUUCUCAGCUUAGGCUACACUUUCCUCGUCGUUGGGGCGUGUAUCAACAUAGGCUUGUCUAAACACGCUCCUAAACAUGAGUAUUCACUAGAGCCUUCGGACUCAGGGAGAGUUUUUAGUGCCUUCACAUCGAUUUCAAUCAUUGCUGCUAUUUUCGGAAAUGGAAUUCUACCAGAAAUACAGGCAACUCUUGCUCCACCAGCUACAGGAAAGAUGCUGAAAGGAUUAAUUUUGUGUUAUAGUGUGAUCUUCUUCACGUUUUAUUCGACUGCAAUUUCUGGUUAUUGGGUAUUUGGUAAUAACUCGAGCUCUAAUAUUCUCAAGAACCUAAUGCCUGACGAAGGACCGACUCUGGCUCCUAUAGUCGUCAUUGGCCUAGCGGUCAUCUUUGUUCUUCUUCAGCUUUUCGCCAUUGGCCUCGUUUACUCACAAGUUGCGUAUGAGAUAAUGGAGAAGAAAUCAGCGGAUACAACAAAAGGGAUGUUCUCAAGACGCAACCUGGUGCCGCGUUUGAUACUAAGAACGCUAUAUAUGGCGUUUUGUGGGUUCAUGGCAGCGAUGUUACCCUUCUUUGGGGAUAUAAACGCGGUGGUAGGAGCGUUUGGGUUUAUCCCACUCGAUUUUGUGCUUCCAAUGCUUCUAUACAAUAUGACAUAUAAGCCUACGAAACGGAGCUUCACGUAUUGGAUAAAUAUGACGAUAAUGGUUGUGUUCACUUGUGCGGGACUCAUGGGAGCUUUCUCAUCUGUUAGGAAACUUGUUCUUGAUGCUAAUAAGUUCAAAUUGUUUAGUAGUGAAGUUGUUGAUUAGAGCGAUGCUUAUCAUAUAGUAUAUGGAUAGUACAUAGACGCAUUUUAUGUGUACAUGUUUUCUGGGUGGGGUUUUCUUAUAUAAUCCCUUGAAGGAAGUUUUCGUGUGAUGAUCUUUAGUUAAAAAAUAUUCUUUUAUAAUAUUUAUUCUUUUCAGAUGAUUCUGACAAGAAGAAAGAAU